GGGAAGGCCAAGGCUGGAACUGGCCUGCAGAACAUUGAGCACUAACAUUUCAGCUAAGCUUCGCUGUCUGGAGCCGGCAAACCAAAACCUCGUCUUCCAAACCCAUACCAGUUAUUCCGUACUGUGACAACCAGCGAGUCCAGUCGAGAAUAGGACGGCCAUCGCUUCAGCUUCCGCGAGAUUCACGAUACAAAUCGGAGAACCUGGAAGGAAGUUUAACUCUGGAGGGAAGUGGCAGAGAUGGGCGGGCCCUCGCCCCGGCUUUCAGCAAACAAGAAACGCCCAGCUUCCAACGCCGAUUUCUACAAUGGUGAUGUGGAAGGGACGAGCGGCCGUCCGGAACAGGGCGAAGAUGCUGCGGCUCGGUCUCCAAAACGGCUGAAAGGGCUCGACUCUUCGAAAGAAGCUGAGGACUCAGCUCCAUUGUUGCCAGGUGUUGAGCCAUCAGGGGCUCGGAGCCCCACCGCUGCACCUGCAAAGGCGCACAGUGGAUGGAAUCAGGGUAUUAAUGGAGGUCUGCGGACGUCUUUCGCUGCCUCGAGCAAGGAGAAGUUCCGCAAGCCGCCAAGGCAGCGGGCCCCGGAAUCUCCUGGGCGGCCACCUGCCGAGCCGGCGAAUGCCAGCGAUUUGGCUACGUCUCGAGAACCACCCAAGGACCCUCCGAAGGAAGACGAACACUUGCAGGAUACCGAGCCAGAGCAGCAAAGUGACAAGCCAGAGAAGCAGAAUAUGGAGCCGGAGCAGCACAUUGACGAUAGCGCGUCAACAGGAAGCAAGGAAGCAGCAUCGAAUGGGAACCAGGAAGCUAACGAGUGGAUGAUUCCGCCACCCCAGCCUGCGUCCGCGUUUGAGAUCUCACACAAGAACCAACGUGGCUGGGAGGAGAUAUUCGUGGCAUGGUGCCGCUCGCUGGCCAAGUUGAACGAGGGGAAGAUCAAGGCCAGCACCCCUCGAGAGCGAAAUCGCGUGGCCGACGCAUAUCUGAGAUGGGUUGGGGGGAUAGACGGAGUGUCUAGGAUGAAGGCAUCUACUGCCAGGCGGGAGGCGCUGCAGUACGCACAAAACAACAGUGCAUAUCUAGCCUCCAUAUUCUCUGCCGCACCCCCUCCCAGCGAACCCCCAGCCGUGGGAUCAGCUCCGCUGCCGCAGGGGAACUCCACGCCUUCUCCAGUGACCCCAGUCUCCAAUGGACUCGACGAUGUGAGUGUUAGCCAGCUUGAGGGGGAAGACACAGCAUACCGAGAGCGAUACUUUCCCGGCAUCGGUCUCGAUGAGACGUUUUGCGCCAUGUGCGCAUCUCACGGGCACGCCACGGUCGAAUGCCCUCAGAUGACGUGCCGCUUCUGUCACGUGCGGGGGCACCGCUCAUUUAGUUGCCCAACGCGUCUUCGAUGCACGAAAUGUAUGCAACUCGGGCAUGCUAAGAAAGACUGCAGGGAGAAGCUAAAGCUGGCUUCGGGGGAGAUGGAGUGCGCGUUCUGCCAGUCGCAUGACCAUGUCGACGCGUCCUGUCACGAGCUGUGGAGGAGCUUCGUCUUCAACCCAGACACAGUACGCAAGGUCCAAUCCAUACCGAUGUUUUGCUACUGCUGCGGGCAUCAAGGACAUUACGGCCCUGCCUGCGGGCUAAACCGACAAAACCCAAAGGAAAGCCCCUGGGAGACUUGGAGCAAGGCGAAUCAUGACAGGUAUAUUGACCCAGCCUCAUCUGAAGUGGCCGUUGUGUUCAGGGGUCCAACCGUACCUCAACCUGGAUACGACAGACCCGACCUCGGCAAGAGCAUCGUGCCCCGGAGGCAUGUGUUCUUUGAAGAGGACAGCGAUGACGAGUCGGAGGGUGAGGUAUUCAGUCGCUAUAGGGUUGCUUCACGACGGGGACGUUCUUGAGGGUUUACUACAGCCAGAAACAACCUCUCACACGUCACAAGCACCUCUCUCGCCUUGCCGGUCUCUCGCGAACGCGGAGCGGGGAGUCGUGGUGGGAGUAAAGGAGCAAGCACGAUAUGGCCGCGACGCGGGUCAUGGAACUCGUGACCCCCGCUAUCCGCUGGUAUCCUUCCUCCCAUGCCGCCACACAGCUCCCAGGACAACCGGGGAAUGGCGGUUGAGAGACCGGGGAGGAGAGGGGAUCCCACUUUAGGGAAGCUCAAUUUUACUGUAUAUAG
Molecule: messenger RNA, 2165 nt
Organism: Chaetomium strumarium
Lineage: Eukaryota; Fungi; Ascomycota; Sordariomycetes; Sordariales; Chaetomiaceae
Exons: 2
Coding region: 241-1887 (548 amino acids)
Biological process (GO): nuclear polyadenylation-dependent snoRNA catabolic process; nuclear mRNA surveillance of mRNA 3'-end processing; nuclear polyadenylation-dependent snRNA catabolic process
Cellular component (GO): TRAMP complex
Molecular function (GO): RNA binding; zinc ion binding
Source: RefSeq, a predicted model, not a curated record